AUGUCGCCAACGCCAACGAUGAAGCGGAGUCCCACGCCCAUCUCCCCAGGUGGCAGCAGUGCACGCAAACGCCAGCAUGUGUCGAAAGCGUGCUUCAACUGCCGCGACAGAAAGAAGAAGUGCGACGGAGUAACGCCAGUGUGCGGCACUUGCAAGACGUACAAGGACGACUGCAUCUGGACAGACAAGGCCGACUUUCGCAAGUCCGUGUCCCGGUCCGAAGCCAACGCGCUUCGUGCGCGUGUGGCGGAGCUUGAGGCUGCCUUACGCGCCAAGGAGGGCCGUGAGGCCAUGCCUGCGCCGGCGUCCACUUCCCCGGUCGCCCGAUUCGGGCACAAUGGAGCACGGGAGACGGCGGAUUCCGGUCCGACCAUGCUGGCGGCGUUGCAGACGACUCACGCGUACCAGGUGCAAGACGACCACGGCCGCCUGAGGUUCCAUGGCCCCACGUCGGCGUUCCGACACUCCCACCAGCAUGCGUCCGAGCCGCUCGACUCGACGAGCCCGAGCACGUACUCGACGCCUCGGCGGCCCAACCUUGCCGCUCAUCACGUCGGUGAUGCGGCCGAGACCGAGUUCCGGCGAUGGCUGCCCGACUACUUUAUCAGCAAGGAGCAGCAUGAUCUCGCGCUGGACCGGUUCUUCCGGUACUUUGCAUGCUGGGCGCAGCGCGUCACCCCGCACCUCUUCUAUCGUGACAUGGCGAUCGCCCAGUCACACGACCAGGCGGACCUGCCUGUCGCGACGCCCAACUACUCGCCGUUAUUGCACAACAUGAUGCUGUCGCUAGGCUUGGCGUACAUGGAUGAGGAGCACCUACGGUCGCCAGCAACACGGCGGACGUUUGCCAAGGAGGGCAUGAAACACAUGGAGAGGGAGUGCGCGACCCCGUCUGUGGCCACUGUGCAGGCGCUGUGUCUCUGGUCCAGCCAUUCGAGCACCCUGGGAGAUCACAGCUUGGGCUGGGUCAACUUUGGUCUCGCCGUGAGGCUUUCCUAUGCCCUUGGAUUAAACGUCGAUACGUCCCCGCUGGUGGCCAAGGGCAGAUUGUCGCAGGAGGCUCUGACUCAGCGCAAUGUCACUUUCUGGUCUUGCUUCUGCCAAGAGGAGACCUGGGCAAUCUACAUUGGCGGCGUGCCAUUCAUCGGCGACUACACUGUACCCCUACCCACGCCGGACAAGAUCACCGAUGAUCUGCCUUGGGUGUGGCCUCCGGGUCCUUUCCAGCAUCUGCCCCCACAGCCAGGGUACCUCAGCCUUGCGUUUGUGCACACCUCUCGGCUGAUGCAGAUCGCGGCCGAGAUCACCAAGGCAGUGUACUCGGGCCGAUCAGACAAGACGGCACUGGUCCGCGAGGGGACAGUCCAACGAUGGGCAGAGACGCUCGAUGGCUGGCUCGAUGGCCUCCCUCGCCCACUGCUCGUUGCGCCGGCGUCGCCCGACCCUGUCGUCCCGCACAUCCUCAUGAUCCACCUCGCGUGGGCGUGGAUCGUCAUCCUUCUCUUCCGGCCGUUCAGCCAGGUGGUGUCCAAGAGCCCGGGCAACUCGCACGCCGUGGACAUUAGCACGGCUGCCAUGACUCGAUGCCACAAGGCCGCGCUCAAGAUUGUCCAGCUGGCAACACUGUGGGAAGCACAGCACGGGCUGCGGUACACGGCCAUUACCGCCCCACAGUUCCUCUACACGGCAGGCACAACGUUCCUCCUCGCCGCGGCACAGGCUGCCCUACCGUCUCAGGCUGCAGCUGCGCUGCAAAAGGCCCGCACCUGCCUCGUGUACCUCGGCGAGAUUGGCCGGACGUGGGUGGCGGCCAACCAGAAGGCCGCGAUCCUGCAGGACCUGCUCAAUGAGUACGCCGAGGCGACACCGCACCUCACUCCGUUUCUGGAGAACAUUGCGGCGGCUGGAGGGCACGACGAACCGACGUUUGACUUUGGGCCCAACGCAGCGGCAAAUGAUGCGCCGAACAAUGCGUUCUGCUACCCGACGUCCAGUACCGACACAAUGACUUGGGCCGGCGAGUCCAACUUUGACCAUUUCAUCCAGAGCCUGAUGAGCCAGUUUGCUAUGCCGCUGGGCGCCGAGGCAGACUUGUUGUCACUGCUCCAAGUCCCAGACGAGUCGGCGUAGGCGAUGACAUGUACCCGGGC
Messenger RNA from Vanrija pseudolonga, 2150 nucleotides. RefSeq names its product Nitrogen assimilation transcription factor nit-4. The transcript has 11 exons. Lineage: Eukaryota; Fungi; Basidiomycota; Tremellomycetes; Trichosporonales; Trichosporonaceae. Gene Ontology annotation, molecular function: zinc ion binding; DNA-binding transcription factor activity, RNA polymerase II-specific; DNA binding. The coding region runs from base 1 to 2130 and encodes 709 amino acids. The record is from RefSeq and is a predicted model, not a curated record. Gene Ontology annotation, biological process: regulation of DNA-templated transcription; DNA-templated transcription.